Molecule: messenger RNA, 1829 nt
Organism: Lucilia sericata (common green bottle fly)
Lineage: Eukaryota; Metazoa; Arthropoda; Insecta; Diptera; Calliphoridae
Gene: ninaD
Product: protein croquemort
Exons: 5
Coding region: 164-1657 (497 amino acids)
Cellular component (GO): membrane; cytoplasm
Molecular function (GO): scavenger receptor activity
Source: RefSeq, a predicted model, not a curated record
GUUGCCGGUAUUGACACAGUCACAGUGUAGCUGUCAACGAGUAAGCUAGGGUCUGAGCGUGAACGCUUAUAGUGUGUGUUAUUGUGAUUGUUGUCAAAACAUUGUCGUAGGCCAGAACACUACACAUAGAGACCAUUUGAAUUGUAAAGUUAACAGCGUCAAGAUGUGUUGUCGCUGCUGUGGUGAAACCCAACAAAAAAUAUGGGUAUUUGGUUUGGGGUCACUAUUUAUAAUCUCCGGUUUGGUGUGCACUCUCUGGUGGCCUUCGUUUGCUGAGGAUAUGAUUUAUAAGACUCUGGCCCUUAAAGAUGGUGGUCUAACUUAUGACAAAUGGUCUGUUACACCUAUACCCGUUUAUCUACACAUGUAUCUCUUUAACUGGACUAAUCCGGAACAGGUGCGCGUGGCUGGUGUUAAACCUCAUUUCGAUCGUGUCGGUCCGUAUGUUUUCCGUGAGGAUAAAAUCAAAAAGAAUAUUACCUGGUAUCCCAAUAAUACUGUUUCAUUUCGACCUGAACGUACGUGGUUUUUUGAACCCGAAAUGUCUGGCGGUACUUUAGAGGAUUUAAUUACUUGUCCGCAUUUGCCCUCAAUUGCCGCUUCAAAUGCCGCUCGUAGUUUUAACAAACUCAUAAAGUUCUUUUUCAACGUUGCACUCAACACUAACGGGGGCGCCCUUUAUCAAACCCACACUGCCAAUGAAUGGUUGUUUGAAGGCUUCUACGAUGAAUUCCUUGAUUAUGCUAUGAAACUUAAUAAUUCUGAAACUGCUCAUAUAAAAUCGAAUCGUUUUGCUUGGUUCUUAGAUCGUAAUGGUACAUCCGAUUUUGAGGGAACAUUUACCAUUAAUACGGGAGCGGAAGAUUUACGUGAAAUGGGUGAAUUGAAAUUUUGGAAUGGACAAAAUCAUACGGGCUAUUUUGAGGGUGAUUGUGGUAAGGUGAAUGGCAGCACAGCGGAUUUGUUUGUGCCGAAAAGAGCUUCAGAUGAAUGGAUCACUAUAUUUAUAAGAGACACUUGUCGUAUUAUUAAUUUGGUGCCAGUGGGUAAUGAUGUUAUAGAGGGCAUAGAGGCCAUACGCUAUGAAACUCAACCCGAUACAUAUGACAGUGGUGAAAGGAAUCCGGAUAUGAAAUGUUAUUGUCCCAAAGAAAGACAACCAGAUAAUUGUCCUAAGCCGGGUAUGACUGAUAUUGGCCCGUGUUCUGAAGGUGCUCCCAUGUAUAUGUCUCACGCUAAUUUCAUGUAUGCUGAUCCCAGUUAUCAAGAUACCAUCACUGGCACAGUGCCAGAUCCGAAAAAUGAUAUAUUUUUCAUAACCAUGGAGCCAAGAUUGGGAGUACCAUUGGAAGUGAAUGCAGCUGUACAAGUUAGUUUAUUCAUACAACCCGACAAUGAUAUAACAAUACUAAAAAAUAUUCACACCUUUUAUGCGCCCAUGUUUGUGAUAAACAGUAAAGCCAGAAUUACUAAAGAAGUAGCCGGUGAAGUUAAGCUGGCCUUAAGUCUUCCCGAUAUCGGUUUCUAUAUGGGCAUUGCUUUCCUCUGCAUAGGAGCUCUUAUGUAUGCCACCGGUUUUUAUCUCUCCUGUACCAACAAAUGGUAUAAACCCAAAACAGAUGAAAGAAAUUUAAUUAAAGAAGCCCCAACACAUUAGGUCAUCAAAAAGAUGUACUGAAAUGUACCUGUCCAUCUAGGAAGUCUCUCUGUCUUCAUCAAUGAGAACAAAUCUUAUAGUUUUAAGUUAGAGCAAUAAGUAUUAGUUAUUGAAUUUUUAUAUAAAUAACAAAACGAAACAAUGAAAUUAUUUAAUAAAAUCUAUAAGAAAA